This is a messenger RNA of Rhipicephalus sanguineus (brown dog tick), 632 nucleotides long. RefSeq lists its product as uncharacterized. Lineage: Eukaryota; Metazoa; Arthropoda; Arachnida; Ixodida; Ixodidae. The record is from RefSeq and is a predicted model, not a curated record. Bases 94 to 498 code for a protein of 134 amino acids. The transcript has 2 exons.
GCCUUCCAUAUCCUGACAGCAGCUGCGACGUUCUGUGGACAUGUUCAGAGCAACACUUCAGAGGACCUGUGGUUCUGUUCUGAAUACUUCACGAUGGCGAUACUGUGUCCGGCCGCAUUGUCCUUCGCCACGAGCUCUCUCUCUCGGAUGGCGGCAAAGGCGAGCUUUGCGAAGAAGCAAAAGGGGAACGUUCUGUUCCUUCUUCUGGUGACCAACGUGGCGAUCCUACUGGCAUCUUGCUUCGCUUGUAUUUACAUGGUGCGCGCCGGUACCAUGCUUUUGCAGCAGGCGUACCGACAGGAGUAUUUUCCGUGGGGCCUGAAGUGGCUUGUCGACAUGAUGAGGAUGCAAGGACUGGUCGCAGCGGGGGUGCUGGUUCCUUCGCUGGUGGUCCUGAUGGGGAGCGACGUCGGCGCAACGUUUCGUGCUUUCAGGCUCCACUGGCGAGGCACGACGGAGGCCCGAAAAGCCUUCACCGGCGGUGUCUGCGUGGCUUGAAGUGGGACCUGUCGAACUUCAGCGAAUUAUCCCCCCUCUACUUAUGUAUCUUGCUUCCAGUGUUCUUCGCGAUGCUAGGCAAGGAUGGGCGUAAGCCGGCCGGUACGCAUUUUGCGAUCGAAAUAAAAGAACAC